Gordionus sp. m RMFG-2023 is the source of this 488-nucleotide messenger RNA. Its product is annotated as small VCP/p97-interacting protein-like. Bases 72 to 356 code for a protein of 94 amino acids. NCBI's taxonomy places the organism in Eukaryota, Metazoa, Nematomorpha, Gordioida, Chordodea, Parachordodidae. Gene Ontology annotation, biological process: negative regulation of retrograde protein transport, ER to cytosol; positive regulation of autophagy; negative regulation of VCP-NPL4-UFD1 AAA ATPase complex assembly. The record is from RefSeq and is a predicted model, not a curated record. The transcript has 4 exons. Gene Ontology annotation, cellular component: endoplasmic reticulum membrane.
UGUUGUCAGUCAAAAUUAAAAUAAAUGUUUAUCACUUUUAAUUAUAUUGAUAUAACAUAUAAAUAAUAUGAAUGGGGGUCAUAUUUUCUUGUUGUGGUGAAAGCCAAACCUAUGAUACAGUUACUGAACAAAAUAGAAAUCACCCACCUAAUCCAAAUCAGGCAGUAGUUAGGGAACAAGUACUAAGUGCUACUCAAAAAAGAUUAGAACAAAUGGAAUCAAGGGGUAUAAAAGAUCCACUCUCAUUGAAAGAAAAGCAAAAAAAGGUCCAAGAGAUGGAAAGAUUGGAGAAUGAAAGAAUGUCUAAGGGAGAAAAUCUUAAGCAUGAAUCUAAUUUAAAAGAUUGGAAUAAUUGAAAUUCAAGAUCAAUUUGUUGAACAUGAUUUUAUAUUUAAAAUCAAAUUAUAUGAUGCUUUUAUUCAUUCCAUUUAUAUUAUAAACAAAAAAUAUAUAUAAUUUCUUUAAAUUUACAUAUUAUUUUGUAUAUU